ACAAUAGAACAAGGCGUUAAGCUGUUUUCUUUCUUUAUCUUCUUGAUUGCAGGUUCACAAUUUUCCUGGUUAACAUUACUUGCAGUAGUUGCCAAAUUUUCAGUCUUAAAACUAUCCAAUGCUUCUGAGAAGUUUUUGUUCCUCAGGAUCUCUUCCAUUAAAGAUGUAAACACUGUUCCAGUACUGACUGUGUUUUGUUGAGUAUCAGGUAGAUUAUUUUUAACUUUUAUAGUAGAGUCUUGUCCUUGUGUUACUGUAAAAGUUAAAUCAUUCUUUUUAUUGUUGGCAAUCUUUGAAGCAAGCUCAACAUAGAUAUUAGUAGGUAGGAUAACAACUGGCAUGACGGUCUUUCCAUUUGCAAAGGAACACACACCAGGUACAUUGUCAUUAUAGUAYUGUUGAGCUUCUCCUGCUGGUUUGGGUAAAAUAGGUCUCAAGUUACGACAAACUUGUCCAGAGGUAGCAAGUGGAUUUUGUACAAUUGGUUGAGCAUGCUUCAUGACUUCUUGCAUUAUAUUUUUCUUUCCUUCAGGUGAGAUGGACCAGUAACUUCCUUUGCCAGGCAGAUCAAGGGGUCUUUUUUCUUUAAGGAAAAAACUAUGCAGUGAGAGAUUGUGCCGGAUAGAAUUCUGAAACGAACAAAAUGAUAGCGUAAAUCAGAAUGACAAUCCCAAGCUAAUGCAGGCUAAAGUUAGAAAAAUUAUCAACAAGCACAAGAAUUAAUAUAUCAUACUCCGUUUAUCAAAGAAAAAGACUUACUUUCCAAGCCUUUUUGCACUUUUUAUAGUAAGGGUAAUUAGUUUCUAUCCACUUGUAGAUGUCUUGUAGUGUCAUCUUUUUAUCAUCUGUGCUGUUGAUAGCUAGCAGAAUCAAUGUAGCGUAUGAAUAUGGCGGUUUAGAGUAAGGAUUGGGAGAAUCUGGUAAGAUGGCAUUUGAUAAUGCAUCUUGAGCCGCGUUUUCACGAGCUUGAAGAAGUUCAGAGGAUUCUAGUCCACACAACCAUUGAAUGUUGGUAAGACUGUCGUCCAGCGAAUUACCACUCGUGGUCCCUACGAAAAUAUCAUCAUAAGUUAGUACAAGCUACCUAUUAUGAUGAUCUCAUGUUUAAUAGCAAUCUCAAACAGAAAUAUAAUGAUUUAGGCACCGUGUUGAAAUGAAUACAAGCUUUAUAAAAGCGUGCCCAGUGCAAAUAUCAACGACUAUCAAACAGACCGUCACGAUUCACUCCCUCAUCGUCACUGACAAACAAUAUGAUUUCCUAUACAUGAAAUAAUUUGUUACCUUCUUUUGAAGACAUUUUCCUGCUAAAAGUAAGAAAUUAACAUAAAAAAGGCAAAGAUUUUGACGUUGAAAUGAACGUGGAACAACUCAUCAAACAACUGGUAACAUUUAAAAUCCUCGCCGUUUGAAAUCAACCAAUCAAAACAAAGCCUCGACUAAGUGUAUGAAUAUCCCAUGAUGCAUCACCGGAAGUGACUGAAAGUUUCAAGACGACAUCAACAUGGUGGAUGAUCAUCAUUUUUCUGAUGGUUAAAAACUGCUAAAAUAAUUAAGAAGAUGGUGUGUAGAUACAGCAAAGAAGUAUUUUUUGGUAUUUUACUUCAAGUAGCAUUAUGUUUUCAAGAAAUUUCUAGAAUAUCGCGAGAUAUUACUUUGCCGCAUACAAUACCACAUUAUAUKCAAAGUGCAAAUUCCAAAAAGUAUGAAAUAUCCUCCAGUGGUGGAAAGGUUUUCGAUCUUCAGUCAAGAGUACAGUUGGAUUUAACUCUGAGAAGAACUGAGGAUAGUUGGUCCUUUGUGAUUUUCCAUGCUCAUUCAAAGUACAAAGACAUACAAGUUUCAUCUGAUCCAUCAUUUAAUUAUUCCACUACAAACAUAGGAUCUGAUGCUUCCAUCCUAACAAAGCUUCCUUAUAUGAGAAAGGGGCAGUAUAUCCACUUUUAUAUCAAAGCCAACUCUUCUGAAGAGUUCCAAGCAGAUGUGUUCUCAACCCCAUACAAUAAUGGUGCUCCAUUUCCUGGGGGAUGUUGUCUAACCUGUAGUAUGGAAAUAGAUCCAAACCUUUACAUAACAUAUAACAAUUCUAACCUUAAAACAACACUGCUGUUUUCACAUGCCAAUGUGUACUACAGAAGAGGUAGCAAAGAAGUGCCCUGUGACAGCAAUGAACAUCACCAAUCACCAGAACACUACAGGCUUGAGUACAGCCUUUAUCAGGCCUUUCUAGAUGAAGGAAAUUUGGAUGAAGACAAACUUUUUCAAGGAUUGGGAAUGAUGUCUUCACCAUCUACCAUCAAAUGCUAUGGUAAAAAGAUUGCCAGUCUGAAGGCUCCUGCUAUACCAAGAGUAUACCUGGACACAGUUCCUGGUCAAGGAAUUAUUUAUAAUAUUAUAGUGAGUGAUCCCAAGACCAAUACUGAAGCAGCAUAUUCACCAGCGCACACUUAUGGAUGUAGUUUUACAUCAAAACUUGGCAACUGUCACUCUGUUGUUUCAACAAUCAAUAAGGUCUUUGCUGUCAUUGGGGCUGUGAUUGCACUCUUUAUGUGUUUCAUGGGGCAUCGUUAUUUCAAGCUGGCUUUGUUUUUAGGUGGCCUUAUGAAUUGUGGUUUUAUAUGCUUUAUAAUAUUAUCGGAAUCCACAAGCUUAUCACAUACAGGGCUGAUGCUGUCCAGUGCAGCUCUUGGUGCUGUUGGUGGUAUUUUAGUGUUCCUUCUGUGGUGGUUUACUGAGUACAUUCGGCUAUGUUUGCUCAUUAAUGCCCUGUUCCUUGGUUUUCUUGCUGCUGGGUGCUUGAUGUUUUCUCCUGUUGGCUCACUGGAUGCAUGGCAAAGUGAUUUUAACUAUGGAAUGAUGGUGAUAGCUGUAACUCUUGUUGUACCUUUUAUUAUGUUACCUUGGCCUAAGUUAUUGAAUAUUGUCUACACUUCGGUUGUUUCUUCUUAUGGUUUUAUCAUUGGUAUUGAUGCAUUCAUACACACAAGUAUGUCAUAUCUAGUGCUGAAUAUCAUCAUCCGUGCAAUCGAAACAGACUACAAUACUGUGAUUGURAUAAGACCAUUCCAGCUUAAAGAUAUUAUACUGUCCAUUACAUGGGUGAUUCUAGCUAUCCUAGGUAUGACCAUUCAAUAUGUUUUGGCAAGAAAACGAAUGGAUUUUGGAAAGAGCGGAUACUUAGAACAGCAACGAGCCAGACGAUAUUAUGACAGGACAGAUGUCAGUGAGCGUACACCCAUUCUCAUCAAUUCUCAUGGAUAUAAAAGUAAUGAGAUAUGCUGAUUUACUUAAAUUGUACAGAAAUAAAGUAAUUUUGAAUAUA
Exaiptasia diaphana is the source of this 3319-nucleotide messenger RNA. Its product is annotated as transmembrane 7 superfamily member 3. The record is from RefSeq and is a predicted model, not a curated record. Bases 1558 to 3279 code for a protein of 573 amino acids. Lineage: Eukaryota; Metazoa; Cnidaria; Anthozoa; Actiniaria; Aiptasiidae. The transcript has 12 exons.